Molecule: messenger RNA, 4473 nt
Organism: Monopterus albus (swamp eel)
Lineage: Eukaryota; Metazoa; Chordata; Actinopteri; Synbranchiformes; Synbranchidae
Gene: smc6
Product: structural maintenance of chromosomes 6
Exons: 27
Coding region: 104-3367 (1087 amino acids)
Biological process (GO): double-strand break repair via homologous recombination
Cellular component (GO): site of double-strand break; nucleus; Smc5-Smc6 complex
Molecular function (GO): damaged DNA binding; ATP hydrolysis activity; single-stranded DNA binding
Source: RefSeq, a predicted model, not a curated record
CACAACACUGCGAACAGGAAGUUUUUAAACUCUUGUCUUUCAUUAUCAUGUUAUUUCUGCAGGCUGCACACGCAGGCGAUCGCGCAAUGUGACUUGUUUCACAAUGAGUAAAAGGAAAGGCAAAGUGAUCAGUGAUGCAACAGCUGUCAAGAGCCGGAGAGUGACAGAUGCAGCAGAUGGUACAAAUCAUCAGGGACCAUCCACCAACAGCUUUGUCACUACAGCUCACUCAGCCACAGGAGAUAUUGGCCUCAUUGAAAGCAUCACUCUAAAGAAUUUCAUGUGUCACCACCUGCUUGGUCCGUUCCAGUUUGGCCCCAAUGUGAAUUUUAUUGUUGGCAACAAUGGAAGUGGAAAAAGUGCCAUCCUGACUGCUUUGAUUGUCGGCCUCGGUGGAAAGGCCACUGUCACAAACAGGGGGAUAUCGCUAAAAGAUUUUGUGAAGACCGGAGAAAAUACUGCAGAUAUAACAAUAAGGCUGAGAAACAGAGGACCAGAUGCUUAUAGAACGGACUUUUAUGGUGACUGCAUUUUCAUCGAGCAUCGUAUCUCAAGUGAUGGAAGUCGGACCUGCAAGCUGAGGAGCAAAUCAGGACAACUUAUCUCAAACAAGAAGGAGGAAUUGACCUACAUUUUGGACCACUUCAACAUUCAGUUGGACAACCCGGUGUCCAUUCUCAACCAAGAAAUGAGUAAACAGUUCCUGCAUUCAAAAAGUGAAUCAGAGAAGUACAAGUUCUUUAUGAAAGCAACCCUGCUGGAACAGAUGAAGCAGGAUUACAUCCACAUCAAGCACACCAAAACAAUCACACGACAGCAGGUGGAGAGACAAGAAGAGUGUCUCAAGGACCUAAAGCAGGACUUUCUACAGAGGAAAGAGAUAUAUGAAAAUUUAUCGUCCUUCAGUGAGAUGAAGGUGGCCUUGGAGAAUCUGAAGAAAGCGAUGGCAUGGUGUUUGGUCAGAGAGAAGGAGCAGCUCAUACAGCAGCUGAGGGAGGAUAUUGAAAAGGAAGAGAACAGUUGCAAACAUCAGCACAACCUUCAGCUCUGCCAGACUAAGGUCAUGCAAGUAGAGAAGAAGAUUCAGCACAUCAAAAGCAGAAUUGACAGUCUAAGAGGGGAACAAGAGUCUCUAAAGGAGGACAGUCUCAAGUUGAAAGAACAAGUGAAGGUCAUUAGCAAAGCUCACCAAGAACAAGAGCUUGUUUAUUUUAGGGCUUUGAACAAACUCAAACAGUCAGAGAAGGAGCAAAACCUUCUUCAGGAGAAGGCAAAAGCAAGUUUAAUCCUAAACAGCAAUGGAGAGACAGAAUAUAGGAAACAACAGAAGACCUUAUCCAGUCUGAGAGAGCAGCUGGCAGAACUAGAGAACAAGUGCUCACAGCUAAAUCAGGAAAUUAAGAACAAACAUCAAGCACUUUUUAAAGGAAAGGAAGAACGCGACAAGCUAAGACUGGAGGAAAGAAAUAUCCAAUUUUCAUACGAGUCCAAAGUGAAGAGGAAGAAUCAGCUCCUCGCCAGUCGAUCAAACAAACUCAAGCGUUUUGGAGAUCAUGUACCUGACCUGCUGGGUUCGAUCACUCAGGCUUAUGCCACAGGACGGUUUCUCAAGAAACCUGUUGGUCCAAUAGGGGCGUGUAUCAGUCUGAAGGAUCCCACAUUAGCUGUAGCCGUGGAGUGCUGUCUGCGAAGCUUCAUGAAAGCUUUCUGCUGUGACAACUACAAGGACGAGGCUGUCCUUCAGGAACUGAUGUCUUAUUAUUAUUCAGCGAGCAACAGGCCACAGAUCAUCGUCAGCCCUUUCUCUGAAAAGGUUUACAACAUACAUGGACGAAAAGCAUGUCACCCAGAAUACCCAUCUGUGUUGGACAUAAUCACAGCAACGAGCCCAGUUAUCAUCAACUGUCUGAUUGAUAUGAGAGGAAUAGAAUCAGUUCUGAUAAUCAAAGAGAAAGACAAAGCGAGGAGGGUAAUGCAGCACAACCGGCCCCCGAAAAACUGCCGUGAGGUUUUUACUGUGGAGGGAGAUCAGGUGUAUGCAAACCGUUACUACACCUCUGACUUCAGCAUGGCCAAAUAUCUGGGCGGAGAUCUUGAGACAGAAAUAAGUAUGUUGGAGUCAGACCUGGAGAAUCACCAGGCUCAGCUGUCCAGGUUUCAGCUCCAUGUGACCUCUGUGACUGAGGACAUUGUGGACAUGGAGAGCACGCUGAACAGCGCCAUCAUCACCCUGAAGAAGAGGCUGGCCUCUGUGAAUCAAGUGAAGGCAACAAUAACAGAGCUGGAAACUGCCGCUGAGGAGCAAAUCGAUGACAUCAGUUCCUUGGAAGAAGCUGUGCAAGAGAACCAACAGAAAAUCAAGGCAGAGAAACAAACUGUACAUGAAGCAAAGACAGAACUUGACAAGCACCAAAAAAUGGUAGAAGACAUAGACUGCAAGUACUCUUCUGUUAGAGAACGGGCUGAUCAGCUUUCAGAGGAAAUGGAACCACUGAAGGAUGAGCAGCUGAAACUGGAGACAGAGUGCGCAAGAGAUGAACGAAACCUUAAGAUUUUAGAGAACAAACUGAAGUCUCAUGAAGACACCGUUCAAGCUAUGAAAAGUGACCUUGCCCAAAGAGAAGAAGAGUUAAAGGAAUAUGUGUCAAAAGCCUCAAAGAUCAGUCCUGAACGGCAGCAGGUGACCGGCAGCACCAAGAGCAUCGACACAGAAAUCACUCGGCUGAAGAAGAAGAUAAAGGUGUAUGAGAGCAGCCAUGGCGAGCAGGAGCAGGUGGUCAGGGAGUACGCUGAGGCCCUCGCUCUCUACAGAGAGAAAAGCAACCAAGUGAGAGAUUUGCGGAGGUUCAUCGACCGACUCGAUAACAUCAUGUCAGACAGGCAGAACAGAUACAAAAUAAUGCGUAGGUCUCUCUCUGUCAGAUGCAAGUUAUACUUCAACAACUUCCUGAUAAAGAUGAACUGCUGUGGCUCCAUGAUUUUUGAUCACAACAAUGAGACACUCUCAAUCUCAGUAAAGCCUCCGGGCAGAGAGGACGACGGUGUGGGUGAUAUGAGGUCGCUGUCCGGUGGCGAGCGCUCCUUCUCCACCGUUUGCUUCAUGCUUUCCCUGUGGGAGAUUACAGAAUCCCCCUUCAGAUGCCUGGAUGAGUUUGAUGUCUACAUGGAUAUGCACAAUCGCAGAAUCUCUCUGGAUCUCCUUCUGGAGCUGUCAGAGCGGCAGCACCUCCGACAGUUUAUCUUUAUUACUCCACUGACCACUAGUAGUCUACCCAAAACCAGACUCAUUAAAAUCCACCAGCUUGAAGAUCCAGAAGGAAACCGGAGUGAAACGGUAGAUGAAAAUGUUUCAAAUCAGUCCUGGUGACAGAAACAUAAUAAUGUCAGUCAUGAGGGAAUGUUUAUGUACACAGUUACUUUAUGUUUUACUACAGCUUGCAAAUGUCUUGUCACUUUUGAGUGUUUGUGGGGAUAAAUUCACAACCGUGUUAUGAAACCUAAAUAAUGAUUAUACCAGGACAAAAAGGUAUGUUCUCUUACCUUAUUAGCAAUUUGUUGCUGUUGUUGUUGUUGUGGUUUCUCUUCACUUUAAAAAAUAGCAGUGUUAAUAGUACUGUCAGUUGAACCUUUGUUGGUCUGUUUCAGUGUAAAGAGCAGUAGCUAGGGGCCCCUAGCUAGACUCGGAUUUUUGGCAUUAAUAAGCAGAAUAUUUAUUUUCUGCCAAGGAAACUAAACAUGUUCAAAUAAGAAAUGGAAUGCUAUUCAGCUGUGAACUGACUGAUGAGCCAGGGUGUAUUAAUCUUACACAUUUUGGCAUGACAACCAGAAACUGUGUGUCUUGUAAAUGAAAGGUCAGGUUUGAUUUCUGACACAGAAACAACACACUAAAAGAAAACAAAUCUAAGCUCUUGACUAAAUGAACAAAUAAUGGCACACGAUCGAGAUGUUCAAAACAACACAGAAGAUUGUGUUACAUGUUAAAGGUCAUGCACUGUACAACUUUAAGCUCGUUUGUGAGAUGUCUGGCACUGGUGUCAUUAAUGUGUUUUUAGGAAAUUCUGUGUUCAAUGUGGUUCUGAGUGAUUUGAUCACUGGCGUUCUUUUUUUUAUCAGGGUUGCAAGUAACGUAGGAAAGUAUUCACAUUAUUUCUUGAUUAUGUUUGAACUGUUUUAGGUGAUGAUAGAUAUAAAUUGUUCAUGAAGAAUAUCUUUAAAAAUACCCCGAAAAUGUUUGUCAAAGUUUACUGUUUUGUUAUUUAGACUUUACGAGACCUAAUCUGUGAACCCCGGCUUUUACUCAACCCGUCAGUGUUAAUAUUUUUACAAUAAGAAAUCUGUUUGUUGAAGUUGAUUAUUACAGAUUUUUGGGCUUUGUAGCAAAAACAUGUACACUAAUGCUGUCCAGUUCCCUCACGUGUCAAAAAUGCUCACUGCUUCACAUCCAGCAGCUGUUAAUGAGUUCCAUGGAAAACA